AUGGAGCAAAACACACAUGAAUAUUUAAACACGCUGAAAAAUGAGCUACGGGAGGCCGGACAAGAGAAAACGGCGGCGGCGAUUCAGACCUCGCUCAAUGAGUAUUAUCGCCGCCAUUGGUAUGAGAUGUCAUUAACGCUUUUGGAGGUGAUGCGGGAUCCCGUCGUCCUCGCACGUGCCUACGACCUCCAUGACAACGUGUUACGCAAUAUUCGUGCCGAUAUAUCCCCCAUAGCGUAUGUGAAACUUAUUUAUUCGGUCGUUUUUUCUCCUAAUGGGAGCUUAGAAAAGGCUCUAGAUAUCGUGGAAGGGGCUUCUGCAAGUCUCCUGGGGCGUGGCGCAACACAAGAAAGACAUGCGGUAGAGUGCAUUCGCGCGAUGCUUCUACUCUCAAGCAGCUCCUCCAACAUUAACGAGGAGAGCGCGGCGGAUCCUGAAAGCGGCUCAUAUGUGGCGCGUAAGCUUCUUGAAGAGCUCAGCACCUACAUUGGGAGUUUGCAGAUGCAUGAAGCGGAGCCGCUUCUUCUAAUGCUCUACUGUAAAGCUCGUGGGAAGGACUACGAGCUACGAAAGCAGUAUACACAAUUCUACAAAAACACCUUUGCCAUCGUGACGUACUCAGAUAAGGCUGAAAUGCCGCUACUACCGGAUGAGAUGGAUGAACUCGCCUUCAGAACGGCGGUGGCUGCACUCUUGUCCGACGAGAUCUUUAAUUUCGGCAAGUUUCUCAACAACACUUCUCUGGUAGCCGCCUUGGAGGGCUCGGCGAGGCAUCGGUGGGUUCUGGAGUGGCUACGGCUCUGCAAUGAGGGCAACGUGGAGGGUUUCCAGGAGUUCACUGAUGCUCAUCUAACCGAGAUCAAUCAGGUUGCCGAUCUCGUUGAUGCGGCCCGCACGGCGUUGCAGGAAAAGGUACGCCUCACCGCACUUUUACACUUAGCCUUCUACACUCCUUUCAACAAGCGCACCUUUUCGUUUCAAACGAUUGCCAAACGUUGCCUCGUGGAGGAGGGGAAGGUGGAGCCGCUGCUGCUCACGGCUCUCGCGCACGGUAUCGUGCACGGCCGCAUCGACGGGCUAACAGAGGAGGUUCGCAUCACAUGGGUGGAACCGCGCGUACUGAGGUUGCAGGAGUUGAAGCAGCUCGCCGAGCACGUUGCCAGAUGGAGAACGCAGGUGGUGGGGGUUUCUUCGUACGUCUCGAAAAUGGUGGCGCAGAUUCCCAACUAA
Phytomonas sp. EM1 is the source of this 1230-nucleotide messenger RNA. The record is from the annotation of a GenBank genome assembly. NCBI's taxonomy places the organism in Eukaryota, Euglenozoa, Kinetoplastea, Trypanosomatida, Trypanosomatidae.